Syngnathoides biaculeatus (alligator pipefish) is the source of this 1766-nucleotide messenger RNA. RefSeq names its product elongator acetyltransferase complex subunit 5 (gene elp5). Gene Ontology annotation, cellular component: elongator holoenzyme complex; cytosol; nucleus. The transcript is spliced from 9 exons. Gene Ontology annotation, biological process: tRNA wobble uridine modification. The record is from RefSeq and is a predicted model, not a curated record. Gene Ontology annotation, molecular function: tRNA binding. Lineage: Eukaryota; Metazoa; Chordata; Actinopteri; Syngnathiformes; Syngnathidae. Bases 750 to 1643 code for a protein of 297 amino acids.
UUAUAGUUCAAGAUUACGAAUAAUGAGCAUUUUUGAGCAUUGUUUGAAAACAUGCAUGCCCAAGGCCGCAGGUUUUGGACAUGAGCCAAGCUAACUAGUUAGCUUUAGCCACUAAACGGUUCAAUCGCUUAAUAGCGGAUUAUUAAGUGAUACGUGCAAAUAAAAACGCGUGGUUCUUUAACAACUACGAUGUCCGAAUGGCAUCUAACGUGUGGACAUUUGAAAUUUGCAUUCAAUGCGAGGGGGGAAAAAAUGACGCUAAUGAGCUAGCCGGAGCAUUUGGGACCGUGUUUGAAUUGCCUCGGAGCUAAACUGCCCCUAAAACAUUGGCCGACAACUGUGCCACAUGGAGCGCACGAAUUUAGACUUCCCUUUUGGUGGUCAUUUGAUCGUCCGGCGCUUUUAAACGCAGUUUUACUUUCACACUGCGGGUGGCAGAACGUCAAUGAAGCCUCUGAAUUCUUUCCCCAAAGAGGACGACGGGAAAUGAAGUUUUAAUGGACGACCAGCUCGCGACAAUCCGCGGCGUUUGAACUACAUUUCCCGCAGGUACACUGCGAGAUGAUGCGAUUCGCCAAACUCAACCACGAAAUAUUUUGGACUAGACAUGGCGAUGUGUAUGUAUAUAUAGCUAUUUAGACAUAUUUGUGAGAUAUAUUCCAGAGCCUCGGAUAGAAUAUGCUGCCUACUUUAAGCGCAUCCUGGCGGAUUGUGCUGAUCAUUGUGAAGAAUCGCAUUGUCACAGGUGCAUGCUAAUUAGCUUUAGCAUUUGUAGCACCAUGCUGCAUGACAUGCUACACGGAUUAGACGCCGGAGGUUUUCUUAUUAUACAAGAUUCCUGUAGCUACUCGGGCCGACGUCUUCUAUGGAGCUUUGUCAAGGCUGCACUGAACAGAGCGGAAGUAGUCCAUGUGCUCAGCUUUGAAGCCAGCGAGGAUGAGGUGAAGAAUGGCUUGAAAGAAUCACCAAUUGAAAGGCUCCACUUUCACAACGCUUACAGCGACCCCCUGGGGUGGACCGACCAUGCCGGAUUCACGGUGGACCAGUUCUGCGUUGAGAAAGUCGCGCAGCUUGCCAAGCAGUCCUCGCAAGUCAAGCCGUCCGUUUUUGUCAUCGACUCGCUCUCAUGGGUCCUGAGACACGUCGGUCUCCCUGCAGUCUGUAAGACUCUCCAGCAGCUUAAAAAUGGGGGAUCUGUCGGAAACAUCAUCAGUCUCCUCCAUUCUGACAUGCAUCCGCGGGGAAUGGUGGGCAGCCUGUGCCACUUGGCCACCUCGGUCAUCACCGUGGCCGGAGGACUGAGAGGAGACCAAGCGAAGACAACCAGGCGACUCAAAUCAGGGAAGGUUUUGCAAGAUGAGGAGAUUUUCUCCAUCAAAGAUGACUUGACGGUGCUUGGACAGAGCAAACCGAGCCGGUUUGACCCACAAGAACAGGAGGCGGACCCGACGGCCAACUUGACCUUCAACCUCCGCUUGUCUGACAGCGAGCGCGAGGAUAAGGAGAAGCUAGCGCUGCCUUUUGUCUUCAGUAAAGACAAGAAAGCAGCUCUUCUUCACAAAAGCUCGGGGCGAAUCGCGUACGAGCCCGACGCUAACGACGAUUACGACGAAGAGGAUCCCGACGACGAUCUCGACGUGUGAUCGUCUGACCGCAUUAGUUUUGCUGAUAAAUUUCUCAUGGAAAACAAUGUUUUUAAUGACUGUACAGUCAAUGAAUUGUUGAAUCUGAAAUGUAACAAUGGAUUAAAAACAAACAAAAAAACA